Molecule: messenger RNA, 1820 nt
Organism: Octodon degus (degu)
Lineage: Eukaryota; Metazoa; Chordata; Mammalia; Rodentia; Octodontidae
Product: la-related protein 7-like
Biological process (GO): RNA processing
Cellular component (GO): nucleus
Molecular function (GO): mRNA binding
Source: RefSeq, a predicted model, not a curated record
GAUCGGGAAAAGGCUGAAGGACACAAGCAUCUGACCCCGUAUUUUGGGAAGUGAGCGGAGAAUGGAAGCUGAAAGUGAACAUCAAACCAUGGAAGAGAGCACUGAAAAGAAAGAAGUAGAAAAGAAGAAACGCUCCAGAGUUAAGCGGGUUCUUGCUGAUAUCGCCAAGCAAGUGGACUUCUGGUUUGGGGAUGCAAAUCUUCACAAGGACAGAUUUCCUCAAGAGCAGAUAGAAAAAUCUAGAGAUGGAUAUACUGACAUCUCCCUCCUGGUAUCUUUUAACAAAAUGAAAAAGUUAACUACUGACGGCAAGUUAAUAGCCAGAGCAUUGAAAAGCUCAGCUGUUGUUGAGUUGGACUUAGAAGGCACCAAAAUCAGAAGAAAAAAGCCUCUGGGUGAAAGACCAAAGGAUGAGGAUGAGCGUACUGUGUAUGUGGAAUUACUUCCUAAAAAUGUUAAUCACAGCUGGAUUGAAAGAGUAUUUGGGAAAUGUGGCAAUGUUGUUUAUAUAAGUAUACCACAUUAUAAAUCUACAGGAGAUCCAAAAGGAUUUGCCUUUGUGGAAUUUGAAACGAAAGAACAGGCUGCAAAAGCUAUUGAGUUCCUUAACAACCCACCAGAAGAAGCACCAAGAAAACCUGGCAUAUUUCCUAAAACAGUGAAAAACAAGCCCAUUCCCAGCUUAAGAGUGGUUGAGAAAAAAAAGAAAAAAGGACGAGUGAAGAAAGAAGACAAUGUGCAGGGAAAGGAGGAGAGCAUGGACACAAGCAAUGAGAGUAUAUGUAAAGUGAAAAGAGGUAGGACCGGCUCCGAGGGCUCUGAAACAGAAAGUGUGGAACCCCAAAAGCAAACCAAGAAAAAGAAAAAGCGAGACAGAACUGAGGUGUCCGGCUUAAGUGACGAGAGAUCCGCGAAGAAAAAGAGAAGCAGCUCUGCAGAUGCUGAAAGCCUGGCUCCCAAGUCGAAAGUUAGGAAAACAGUUCAUAGAGACAUUAAAAAAGAGGCUUCUGAAGUUCCGAAAGAGAACAGAGAUUUAGAAUUCUCCACAGAAGAGGAAAAUAUUGGAGAAAUCAAAGAAGGUUCUCUAUUAAAAACCAAGCGGAAGCACAAGAAAAAACAUAAAGAAAGACAUAAAAUGGGAGAAGAAGUCAUACCUUUGCAGGUCCUGUCCAAGAAUGAAUGGAUGGAUCUAAAAAAGGAGUAUUUGGCACUGCAAAAAGUCAGCAUGGCUUCUUUAAAAAAGACAAUAUCCCAAAUAAAAUCAGAAUCAGAAAUGGAAACAGACGGCACAGUGUCUAGUAGGGCUGCAGUGAAGAAUGAAGAAGCCAGUGGUCCAGAGCGUCACCCUCAGGAGAAGGUGAGCCCGCCCGGGCCACAGCUCCUGAGUGGAGUCAUCGUGAAGAUCAGUAGUUCAGAACCUCUGCCUGGCCGGAAGCAAGUCCGGGAUACGCUGGCGGCAAUCUCAGAAGUUGUAUAUGUUGACCUGCUAGAAGGUGACACAGAAUGUCAUGCUAGAUUUAAAACUCCAGAGGCAGCCCAGGCACUAAUAAAUGUCCACACUGAGAUUAAAAAGAAGUACAACUGGAAACUCGAGGUCCUUUCUGGUGAUCAUGAGCAGAGAUACUGGCAGAAGAUUCUGGUAGACAGACAAGCCAAGCUCAACCAGCCGCGGGAGAAGAAAAGAGGCACGGAGAAGUUAAUCACAAAAGCUGAAAAGAUUAGACUGGAAAAGACUCAACAAGCAAGUAAACACAUUCGCUUUUCCGAAUACGACUGAAGAGUGGGGCUCACCAAUGUUUCAUUGUGUCCUGGACAUCGUU